CCGAGGGUGGCCAGGGAGGGGCCUGGUGGGGACAGGAAGGGGAACUGUGGCUGCCAGCGCUGUCCUGUCUGGGAACUAAGGCGGAAGGAGAGCCACUGCCAGGAGGCCCCAUGGAGAGCCAGCCUCGGCGGCGGUGGGCCCCGCGCGCGGCCCCCUGGCUCCUGGGCCUGCUCCUGAGCCCCUGGGCCCUGCGGCUCACAGGAGGGCAGUCGGUGGCGCGCCCUGGCCCCCCGGUUCUGGCCUCUCUGGCCAACCAGGCCGUGUCCUUCAGCUGCAGAAUCACCUACCCGUACACCCCAGCGUUCAGAACCUUCACCGUCAGCUCCUUCUAUGUGAACCGCCAGGGCCAGGAGAGCGCCGAGGAGCCGACCGGCUGCCAGCCCAGCGCCGGCCAGGAGAACCAGACCCACACCACGGAGUGCCUGGUCACCCCCCGGCUGCCCAGCGCGCUGGCCACCGGCACCUACUACUGCUCCGUCCGCUGGCCGCACGGCAGCGUGCGGGGCCCGGGCACCUUCAUCCUGGUCCGAGCCCUGGCUGGCUCCUCGCAGAAGCAGAUGCGGGCUUCCUGGAGGCAGCUGGCUCAGAGGAUCCCGGCCGCCAAGAUCCCGCCCCCAAAGAUCCCGGCUCCGAGCACGGCCAGCCCCAAGCAGCCUCCUGAGGAGUCUGCCUACAUGGCCCUGCAGCGCCAGGACACGGAGAUCUACGCCUGCAUGCAGAGCGAGGCCGGCAGCCCGCCCGCCAGGAGGACCUUCCUCUCCCAGGAGAAUGCGCAGCGAUGUCAGAGUGAGAGCGAGUUUAACCUGGUCUAUGAGAACCUCUAGGGCCAGCUCCGAGGCGGAUCCGAGGCUCUGGGGCCGCCCCUCCCUCCAGAGGACUCGAUCGGGACCAAGAGUGAGGCCUCAGGGGCGCAGGGCACUCACCCCACAUUCCAGCCCUUCCUGCCUGGCCUGCACCCACCCCCGGGGCACCCACCGCGUGUUUCUCACCUCCAGGCCUUUGUCCACUCCGUGCCCUCUGCCCGGUGGGCCCCUCCUCUGUGUUCAGGGGCUCCCGUGGGCCCCCAUUCCAGAUCCCCCUCGGCCUCUGGGCUCUCUGGGCACCAGGCGGUACCAUGGCCCACAAGGCCCCCCGAGACUCAGGAGGGAGCCGGUGAGGGACCCGUGUCGGUGCUGUGCACAGGAGGGGAAAUAAAGGAGCAACGGUGA
Molecule: messenger RNA, 1208 nt
Organism: Pipistrellus kuhlii (Kuhl's pipistrelle)
Lineage: Eukaryota; Metazoa; Chordata; Mammalia; Chiroptera; Vespertilionidae
Gene: NFAM1
Product: NFAT activating protein with ITAM motif 1
Exons: 5
Coding region: 111-824 (237 amino acids)
Biological process (GO): positive regulation of B cell receptor signaling pathway; B cell receptor signaling pathway; regulation of B cell differentiation
Cellular component (GO): membrane raft
Molecular function (GO): transmembrane signaling receptor activity
Source: RefSeq, a predicted model, not a curated record